UGCAGAAGGGAGUGGGAAAUAAGAGAGUGGCAAAAUUAUCUUAAUGUCUCUGCUUUUGUUCUGCAUGAAGUAAACUUGCCGCGUAUUCUAGAUAAUGUCCAAGAAUGUCCAUUUCUGGGACUUUGAGCAACUAUUACGUGGACUCCAUCAUAAGUCAUGAUAGCGACGAACUCUCAGGCGCGCCUCGCUUCUCCAGCGUCCAGUUUCCCGUUUCCACCUCCGCUGUGACCGAUGGAGCCGCGCACCCCGAGCACGCUCACUCCGAGCCAUAUCCAUCCUGCAGCUUCCAGCCCAAAGGUCCGGUCUUUUCAUCACCCUGGGGCCCCUUCAGCCCGCACCACGGAACUAGUGGUCUCCCUGCAGUCUACCAUCCCUACAUCCCGGGCCAGCAUGUCGCCCCAGGCGCCGCAGACACAAGAUACAUCCGCUCAUGGCUGGACUGCGCUCCGCGAGACUCCGAGUCUUUCCCGGGCCAGAGCCAAGCGGGGCAGGUCAAACUGGAACCCCAGCUUAGCCAUCAAGGCGGGGAGCUUCCCAUCAAAAUCAGCGGACAACACGAGACUACCACAUACAUUCUAGAAUCGAUUUCCACGGCGGGACGCGAGCUGAACCUCCAUCCGACUUCCAUUCAGGGAUCAGGAUUUGAAGAAAGUAAGGAUGUCUGUGAAGGGAGUAAAGACAAGGACAGCGCGGAUCAAAAUGACCCAUCAGCCAACUGGCUUCAUGCACGCUCCUCCAGGAAGAAGAGGUGUCCAUAUACGAAAUACCAGACCCUAGAGCUUGAAAAAGAAUUUUUGUUCAACAUGUAUCUCACGAGAGACCGGAGGCAUGAGGUGGCCCGCGCACUGAACCUGACAGAGAGGCAGGUUAAGAUUUGGUUCCAGAACCGGAGAAUGAAAAUGAAGAAACAGAGCAAAGACCAGACCAAGGAGUAGUGGGACUAAAGAGUACAUUACAAAUGAUCACUCACCACUUUCUCUCUUUAUCCCUCUCUCUCUCACUCUCGGUCUCUCUUACACCCCCCCCACACACACACACACACACACACACACACGCCCACACAUACAGAUUCAUUGCCUACCAGAUAGUUAAUCCAUCAUGAAGCACCUUUUUUGUAUAACCAGAAUACAAUGGACUUUCUGAACAGACAUGUACACCAACCUUCAUUUCCAUCAGUCAGGAGGCCAGUAACACUCUUCAAAUGAUAAACCAGAAGGCUUUGACACAGUAUUCAAAAUAUGCAAGAAAAAGUCAGAUUCAUACAAAGCUUUUAAUGAAAUCAGUGAACUGAGUUUGAAUCUAUUUCUUAAAUACAUGAACACAUAGCUAUAGUUAAGGGAUGUGGGAAGUCCAUUGGCUUGGACCAGAGUUUAUAGAACCACCAACAUCUGAAAGAAGAUCAGUGUUCACUUCCUGUAAUCCAUCCACCCUCAGAAAGCGACUUCAUCCCUAAAAAGUGUUGGACAAACUAUAGUAGAAGUAAAGUUUUAAAAUAUUCAGAUGUUUUGUAAGAAGGCUGGAACUUUGAAAUCGUUUAAGCUUAUGUUAAUAAAUGAGGUUGAUCGUACACACAAGCAGCAGUUCCUUAUGGGCAUUUUCUACUUUCAAUUAACUGGAUUCCAUACAGAAUGCAGGCAUCACUAGUCUCGUGGUAAAAAACAUAAGUACUUGACACCAUAAGUACAUAUGAAAGGGAAGGAAGCUGGUAAACAUUUUAAUAACUAAGUAAAACACAGAAGUAGAUUGAUAACAGAAAAACAGAAUCUUUCUUGCUUUCAAACCGUGCUAUUCCUUAUUUUUGAUACAUGACGCUAACAGAAGCACAUAGAAGUGGAGAAACUGUAUCCGAAAAUGAAAGACCACCCACAGACCUUUAUUCCUGAGAUGUAUUGCUAACGUAUGAAUAAUAAUGGCCUUCUAAAGUUGUACAAUUGUUUUAAAUUUUGUUUAAUUUAAACUGUACAAACCCACAAAUUCAAGCAAAGACUAUUCAAUUAUUUUUCGAACAAAAGAUAUUGUCUUUGUGAAAACAUUCAUCCUGAACUGACCUGUCCAGGGAGUGACCUGCUUCUUGGCCUGUAACCACUGGAGAAGGGCGCCAGCUUUGGAAAACCAGUUUCUCACCAGUUUCUGACAUUCCUAAAACAAGGACAUUUAUAGAUUUGGUGGCUUUCUAAACAACAAGAGCUGCACAUGCCCUCAAACAACAAGAGGUAUACACAGAUCAUCAGUCGGCAAAAGGAAAAUAACAACGCAUUGCCAUAGUCCAGAUUUUAUUCACUGUGCUGUCAAGUUGCAUUUUAGAAGAAAUUCUCUCUAUUUUUCUACAUACAAAAUAUUUAGUGUCUGCUAUGCAAGGUUUUUGUUAUUUCAGGAAGUUUACUGCAAAAAGGGCUUUCAACUCCUGUAAGUAAGGACUGCUUGAAUGAUUUGGUAUCAUUCACCGAUGCUUAACUCCUGAACAUGUUUUUAUAACUACCGUGAUACUUAGGAUUGAUUUCCUGUUUGUUUCUGCUGCUGUUUUAACGUGAUAGUUCUGACCAUUAUCAUUUGAGAAUAUCUUCUAAACAUUUAUGAUUAUUAUGUUUCAAUCAAAAACUGGUGGUGGCUAUGUUGGCCAACCUUUCUGUCUCUGUGCUGUUGUGUGAAAUGUGGACAUGAAUGGGAUCUUGUUUGUAUUUGGGAAGGUCUUGUGUGAGUGGAGUGUCAUUGUGUGAGUGCAGAUGCUGGUAAGAGCAAAUAAGUGUGAGUGAGUUUAUGAGCGUGUGUGUUUGUGGUGGGGGGUACCCUGUAAGAUAUACCCAUGCUUAUCUUACAGAGUGGUGAGCUGAGUGUCAGCAAGUGAAUGUAGGUGAGUGUGUGUGUGAGCACAGGUGUACACGGGGCUGGGGCAUGAAGGCGUGAGUUUGGGUGUGUGUGAGUGUGGAGGAGUGUAACCUGGUCAACUAGAACGGUCCUAUCCAGACAAGAGCUACAAAUUUUAAAAUAAGCAGCAUCACACCCUCCAUUUAUGAGAGAAAAUGUUUACAUGGUUUGUGCAUGCCUCCAGUCAUUUUGAACAGGUUAUUUUGUUGUGUGGUAAAUCUAUCUAAAGGCAUUGCUUGCUGGAAAUAUUGCUAGAAAAAUAAUUAAAAUGUCUUAACAUGAAACAUUUCUAAUUUAUUGUACACAAAGCAAGUAACCUUGUGUUUCAUGAUGAAAUAAGUCAAAUAUGUUGAAUAUAAUUUUUUUUUGAAACACAUUAUCUUGCUGUACUAUGGAUUAUUUUUUGUUGUCCAUGUUGUGCUGUCUGAAUUAUAUAGUUUGAUGUCAGUCUGAUGAGUUUUUUGUGUAUUUUAUUGUGAAUUUAUUUGAUAGUGAUCAGUAAUGAGUUAGACUGUUUGUGUUUUGGAAAAGAGGAGAGGAAAAGAUAUGAUAAAGAUAAAGUAAUGCUAACAGAAUUAAUUUAAACACUCAUUUCUUUUACUGUGGUUUCUUAACUUCUAAAGUCUUUGUGUUGGAUACUGUCUUAGUUUUUGCUCUCCUGACAAAAUGAGUAUGUUGAGAUUUGCUGUGGGUUAAUCUGGCCAGUGAUCUUGAAAUUAAUCCAUAUAAUCUAAGUCAUGUGGUCACAGUAAGAAUCUUUCUUAAUGAGCACACAAACUCCUAUUUUAGUUUUCUUUUCUUCUUGUAUGUUUACCUCCCCUCUUCUCUCUGCAUUGUAUUUCAUGCUUUGUGCACUGGCGCUGCUCAUCAUAGAUUCAUAUUAAAUUUAAGACCCUA
Messenger RNA from Xiphophorus hellerii (green swordtail), 3762 nucleotides. RefSeq names its product homeobox B9a (gene hoxb9a). NCBI's taxonomy places the organism in Eukaryota, Metazoa, Chordata, Actinopteri, Cyprinodontiformes, Poeciliidae. The record is from RefSeq and is a predicted model, not a curated record. Gene Ontology annotation, cellular component: nucleus. The transcript has 2 exons. Gene Ontology annotation, biological process: proximal/distal pattern formation; anterior/posterior pattern specification; regulation of transcription by RNA polymerase II. Gene Ontology annotation, molecular function: DNA-binding transcription factor activity, RNA polymerase II-specific; RNA polymerase II cis-regulatory region sequence-specific DNA binding. Bases 105 to 935 code for a protein of 276 amino acids.